UGUCUGAACUCCAUCUUUCUGUCUCUAUGUGAUUGUUAGCAGGUGUUUAACAGACCCGGAUGUAAGAUAGACACACGUUAGCUCCUCAGAUGCUAACAGUAGCUUCAAAGCUCCUCUGUAUGUAGUUAGCAUCUCUCCCGCUAGCUGUUAGCAUCUACAGUGAAGGAUCCUCUUGUUACCGUGGAGACCGCUGGGACCACACUGAGGGUUGCCAUGGCGAACAGGACCGAGCCAAAAGCCUCGGACCCAACCUCGUGUCCCGAGGAAGAGCCGACGAAGCCCGGCCCCCGCUGCGCCCUUCGCCGCGCCGCUGGCGUCACCGCCGCAGCAAGUGGGCGGGGCCAGAGAGGAAAGAGACGGGGCCAGAAGAAGAAGGGGCGGGGUCAGAAGGCGAAGGGGCGGGGCCAGGAGGAGAAGCAGGAAGGCGUGACGGUCAAGCGGACGUGCAGCGGCGAGAAGAGGCGAUGGGAUAAGAAGCAUUACUGCGUGUUCUGCCGGCGGCCGCAGGUGAAGAUCGCUCGCCACCUGCUGAGGAAACACGCCGACCAACAGGAAGUGGCGGCCGCCAGCGCGCUGCCCACGGGCUCCAAACAGCGCCACCUGCUGCUGGAACAUCUCCGCUGCCGAGGAAACUACAUGCACAACAUCGAGGUGAUCAGACAAGGCAGUGGAGAGAUCGUCCCGUGGCGUCAGCCCUCAGAGGAAAUGGAUGCGAGGAACUACCUUCCCUGCCCGCUCUGCCUCGGUUUCUUCCUCCGCGCUGAUCUCUGGAAACAUCAGGCUUCCUGCCGCAAGAAGCUGACCCCUGCCCCCUCAAGGGACCCCACCUCCACCACUGCCCCCUCAAGGGACCCCACCUCCACAGCAGACACAACCACUGCCCCCUCAAGAGACCCCACCUCCACAGCAGACACAAUGUCUGACCCCACAGGUAAGUCGGCCUGUGAUCCAGCAGACAACGGGGCCACAGAGGAUGCACCUUCCGACCCCUUGGGAGAAACGACCACAGCACACCAGACCGGGACCAAGCGUCCCGUGACCUCUGACCCCAGGGUGGAUCAGGACGUGACCUGUGACCCCGGCAGGGCAGAGCUGCCCAGGAAGCGCAGCAGGGUCCAGGCUGCAGCGUCCCGCCUCCUUCCCAUUUCCAGCGGCGCGUCUGAGAGCUGCAGCGAAGUCCUGCAUCGCAUGAACCAGGACCACGUCUCACACCAGGUCAAAUCUGAUUGGCUGAUCUGUAAAUACGGAAACAAGUUGAUGGGGAACCAAGAUGGCAGCCAGAGGAGGUACGACUACGUCAGUCAGAAGCUGCGGGAGCUCGGCCGGUUCGUCCUCGCUGCUAAAUCUCUGGACUCUGGCGUUCGGACCCUUCAGGACCUUCUGGCUCCAGGCCGCCUCAGCCUGGUGCUGGCCGCUGCCAGAAAAGCUUCUGUAUACCGCUGGAGUCGCCCUCCGCUGGCCGUGAAGACCACGCUGAAGACGGUUUGUGAGAUAGCCAUCGGAGAGCGCCUGCAGGACGGAGACUGGGAGGCUGCAGCCAAGACCACCGACUUCUACCACCUGCUGGGGAGGGAUUGGGACAAACUGGGGCUGCUGGACCCCGACCGCCACACAGCCGCUUCAGUAGAAGAAGCUAAGCUGAAGAAACGAUCGGUCCAAUCAAUAAGUGAGAAGUGUAAAGAUCCGUCUGACCCAAGACCAAAGGUUCCAGUACAGAGCAGUAACCGACCGCUGACCUCCAUGAUUCAAAUAGAGUCCAGACUGCAGACUCCGAUCACAGUCCCUGUUGCUCCGAGGAAGGUCCAACGUCGGCCCUGGUCGUCUGCAGAGAAGGAGGCAGUCUGGAGACAGUUGGGAGUCCACGUUCUGGUCCAGUCGGUGCCAGGGAAGGAGAUCUGUCAGCGCUGUCUGGACCUGGAGCCGGUCCUCAGAGGGCGACACUGGAAGGACAUCAAGAACCAGGUCCACAACCAGAUCCAGAGCCAAAAGAAGCAGCAGUUCCACGCCCAGAUGGACCUUCAGGACAACCAGGAACAACAAGAGCCAAUCCAAAAUCGCAAGAAGCAGUACCAGGCUCAGGUAGACAAACAAGGCACGGACCACAACCAGAAGAAUACCCAGAUGGACCUCCAGGACCUUGACAACAUUCAGAAUCAGAAGAAACAGCAGUACCAUACCCAGAUGGACCUCCAGGACCUUGACAACAUUCAGAAUCUCAAGAAACAGCAGUACCAUACCCAGAUGGACCUCCAGGACCAGGACAACAUUCAGAAUCAGAAGAAACAGCAGUACCAUACCCAGAUGGACCUCCAGGACCAGGACAACAUUCAGAAUCAGAAAAAGCAGCAGUACCAUACCCAGAUGGACCUCCAGGAUCAGGACAACAUUCAGAAUCAGAAGAAACAGCAGUACCAUACCCAGAUGGACCUCCAGGACCAGGACAACAUUCAGAAUCAGAAGAAACAGCAGUACCAUACCCAGAUGGACCUCCAGGACCAGGACAACAUUCAGAAUCAGAAGAAACAGCAGUACCAUACCCAGAUGGACCUCCAGGAUCAGGACAACAUUCAGAAUCAGAAGAAACAGCAGUACCAUACCCAGAUGGAUCUUGAUAUUCACAAAAAGCAGCUGUGCCAUUCGAGAAUAGCUCACCAGGACCAAAUUCAGAACCAUAAAAAGCAGCUGUAUCCAAUGGGCGAGCAUCGGGACACUUCUGUACUGACGGGUCCACAUUAUGGUUCUGAGGGGCCACAUCGAGCCCCUGGACAGUCCCUACUGGAGCGGGAGCCCGGUCUCAGUCCAUACCAACUCCCACACAGGACUCUGGGGCCUCACAUGGACCAGCUGCUGUCCAGAACAGAGUGGACUGACGAGUCUUUGGCCCAACAUUACUCAGUCAGCAGGCAGCUGGACAGGAACCUGCCGCCCAAUCCCCACUCUGGACACGUCCACUUCUGAUGGAUGGUACU
Sander lucioperca (pikeperch) is the source of this 2969-nucleotide messenger RNA. RefSeq lists its product as uncharacterized. The coding region runs from base 214 to 2958 and encodes 914 amino acids. Lineage: Eukaryota; Metazoa; Chordata; Actinopteri; Perciformes; Percidae. The transcript has 11 exons. The record is from RefSeq and is a predicted model, not a curated record.